Molecule: messenger RNA, 2303 nt
Organism: Trichoplusia ni (cabbage looper)
Lineage: Eukaryota; Metazoa; Arthropoda; Insecta; Lepidoptera; Noctuidae
Product: suppressor APC domain-containing protein 2
Exons: 3
Coding region: 608-1918 (436 amino acids)
Source: RefSeq, a predicted model, not a curated record
AACUUACAUAAACACUAAACUAGAAGUCUUGCUAUGGGUAAAGUAGGUAUACUGCAGAGCAGCACAUAUCCCUUCAUAAUUUAUUAGGUAUAAAUAAAAUAGACCCUACCAUAUGUGCUGUCCUACGCCGCGGCCGGCCUACCUGCCUGGCCGAUGCCGAAGUGCCCGAAAUGUCGUUUGACCGGUUCUCCUGCUCGCACUCAUAGGCUAUUAUCUCUCGCGAAUUCCCUCUCAGCGGCCGAUUGGUUCGCCCACCAUACACAUACCGUUUGACAAACGGUCAGAUUUUUGUCCUCGUGUGACCACACGACAAUCGUUAGUGUUUCGUGCGCUACUUAAUGUGAACAUUUCCUAUUUGAAGCAUCUGCUUCGUUUGAGUUGUGAUGUAAACAGAAAAAAAUGUUUAUAUAACUUUACAAUACUUUAAGAUAGGUAGAUAGUCCAUCAUUUAAAAAAAGUGUUGUUAUUUGCACCGGAGUCUACCAGUUGUUUUGUGAUUUUAUGUAAAAACAAUAAUUGAAACUGUGGAAAUAUUUCCAUUAAGUUGAGGAAUAUAUACUACUUGUGCUUGAAUACCUACAUAAAUGGUUAUACACGAAGUAUUAUAAUGAAUCGUGCACCUUUGAGAAACAUGGAAUCCUUACCAAAACAAUUUGUUUCGGCAAUGAGAACUUUAUUUGAUAUUAUGGAUGACAAACACACUGGCUAUGUCAAAGUUACGGAUAUUGAAAACCGUUGGCGGGAUGAUCGUACUAGAGGUUUGCCCCGUGGCGUGAUAGAGAGCCUACAGAAGGUCGCUUCUCAUGACGGUUUGCUGACAUUCGAAAGGUUUUGUACGGGAUUAAAAAUUUGCCUGUUGCGUAAUCAAGUUGAAAGUUCAUCAGGCAAAGAUGAUAGAUUUAACGACGAUGUGGACAAUAUAGUAUUACAUGCUCAAAUAGGUUCUCAAACACACCGACCACCUUCUGCACCUUUGCUGGACGUAAACGAUUCGCCAAAUAUAGAGCAUAAUUGGAUGGUUUUAAAAAGCUCUGAAAGUUCCUCUCAGCACAGGACCAUAAGUAUGCCUCAACUAAUUGGACGAAAAGAUGGAUUAAUUCAGGAGCCUCGUCAUCAAGUUACAGUAUCGAUAUCAAAGCAUGAUGCUUCACGAAGAGUUUAUGGCCCCCCAAAACCGCCUAGAUUAGAAAAACAGACCACUGAGAGAAAUGAAACCAAAUCUAGCUACAAAUCCGAGGAGGAAACUGUGUUUGACAGUGAAGAAAUAUCGGUCGACAAAAUUGAUUUUGAAGAAAUUUCUCGAGCAGUUGAAGAGCAAAGCAGAGGCCUAGGUGAUGGUAGGUCAGCCAACGAAACGCAGUCGCAAAUGAGGCGAAUCUCUAGGCGCCGUGAACCUCGUCGCCACACUCUACACAAUGGUGUGGACUAUAAUCUUUUGAAACGGAUGAAGCAGAUAGAACAAGAAAAAGAUGUGUUAUUGAAGGGAUUGUCCGCAGUGGAGGAAGCUCGAGAAUGGUAUUUAAAGCAAUUAGCAGAGGUUCAAGAAAAAAUGCGAUACGCAGGACGUAUGGGUGCUUAUGUGGAGCCAUGGAGUGAGGCACACCAGGAAAGACUGGAACUACUGAAAGCUAGAGUUUUGGAACUUAACCGUCAACUAGGGGCGUUGGCAGCCGGUUGGCGUCAUGGUCAGCUUUCGCUUCAUAUGAACUUGGCGCUACCUGCGGCAUCGCUAUCAACAACGGGAACUACAGCCACUCCGAAUAACGCAUCUGUACUUAGAUCUCAAAACCGUAUGCUUGCCGAGGAAGUCAACAGAAAGAAUGAAAGAAUUACAGUUUUGGAGAGAGAAAAAUCAGCACUUAUUAGAGAACUACUACUACAAAGGAACAGAUCAAAAUUAAUUGACACCUUCACAUGAAGAUUGUAAUUGAUUUUUCUAAUAUCUUGUUGUUUUGUUACUAUAAUGUAUGACAAAAACUAAAGAGAAUAAUAAUUAUUAUGUCAUAAUAAUUAAUUUAGCCACCAUAAUUUUGGCAUCCGUGUUAGAAAUCAAUUUGCAACAUAAUUGAAAAAUUUCUUUGGAUAACUCUUUUUAGUAUUAUAAUCAUAAUAUUAUGUUCUUGAUGGCCAUAUAUUUUAUGAUCUUGUAAGUAUUAUAUUUACAAUAACUAUAGUGCCAUAAUAAUAAAAUUUCAGGGCUUCCUAAAUAUAUAAAUAAUUGUGCAAUCAAAGAGCUAUAUUUACUUUGUGUUUCUAUAUUUAUGUAACUAAGAUCUAAGAUAUUAUAUUGAAUUUACACAGAA